AGAGCUGCCAUUGCAAUCCAUCUAAGAUAUCUCCGUCGCCGCCGCCGCCGCCGGCUGCGCCAUGCUCCGCCUCCGAGAGUGCGUCGUUUCCCGUCUCCUCUCUUGGCCCUCCACCUCUCCCAUCUGCUCUCUUCGCCGCCUGCUCUCCACCACCGCAUCCGCAGCCCCCAUUUCUCCGAACCCUAGUAGCUUCGCCGUCGAGGAGUACCUCGUCGCCACCUGCGGCCUCACCCAGCCCCAAGCCGUCAAAGCCUCCAAGAAGCUCUCCCACCUUAAGUCACCCGCCAAGCCCAACGCCGUCCUCGCCUUGCUCGCCGGCCUCGGCCUCUCCGGCGCCGACGCCGCCGCCGUCGUCGCCAAAGACCCGCGGCUCCUCUGCGCCAAAGUGGACAAAACCCUGGCCCCCGUCAUCGCCGGGCUCACCGGCCUCGGCCUGUCUAGUCCUGAGAUUGGCCAACUGGUCUCGCUUGCCCGCACCCGCUUUCGCUGCAGACCCGUCGUCCCCAGGCUGCAGUACUACCUGCCCCUCUUCGGCUCAUUCGACAACUUCCUCCGGCUGCUCAAGCGCGAAUCCAACCUUCUCUCGAUCGACCUUGACAAGGUGGUCAAGCCCAAUGUCGUGUUCCUGAGGGAGUGCGGGCUAGGUGAUUGUGAUAUUGCCAAGCUGAGUAUCCGUGUGCCUAGGAUGCUCAUCACCAACCUGGAGCGCGUCCGGGCGAUGGUGGCACGUGCCGAAACAUUAGGCGUGCCCCGUCGCUCCGGGAUGCUCAAGGAAGCGUUGCAGGCUGUCGCGUUUCUCAGCGAGGAGAAGAUUGCCGCCAAACUGGACUACUUGAAGAAUACGUUCAGGUGGUCUGAUGCCGAAGCUUGCAUUGCUGUGCGCAAGUAUCCGUGUGUGUUGAAGAAGUCAAAGGAAUCUCUGAAGCGCAAGUCUGAGUUCCUGGUCUCUGAGGUGGGGCUGGAACCCGUGUCCAUUGCUCAUCGACCGGUAGUUCUCAGUCUUAGCCUGGAGGGCCGGCUCAGACCCCGGUACUAUGUUAUAAAGUUUCUCAAGGAAAAUGGACUGCUAGAUCGUGACCCGAGCUUAUAUUCUGCGGUCAACAUGACUGAGAAGGUAUUUAUGAAGAAACUCAUAUCCCCUCACAAGGAAGCUGCACCACACCUCGCUGAAGACUAUGCAACAGCUUGCAAAGGGGAAGUGCCAACUAAUUUCAGAUUCAUGUGAACAAAAAAGGGCUAUGGGAAUUGGUUACAGUGUAUUGCGCAACAAAGUUAUCACCCUGCAUGUAAGCUUGUACUUUGUGUUUUGGUGUUCUUUGCAUAACAUGCUGUUGCCUGUUGCUAAAUGCUAACUCCCUAUGAAACUGGUAAUUUGAUUCCUGAACCUCUAUUUGUUGAUGGUGUCAUUCCUUAGAGAAGAUCUCUGUAAGUGAGAAGUUCCUGGAUAUAUUUGUGUUUCCAACUUCCAUGAAAGAUCAUGAAACUUGGAUG
This is a messenger RNA of Aegilops tauschii subsp. strangulata, 1491 nucleotides long. Its product is annotated as transcription termination factor MTERF15, mitochondrial-like. Lineage: Eukaryota; Viridiplantae; Streptophyta; Magnoliopsida; Poales; Poaceae. The record is from RefSeq and is a predicted model, not a curated record. Gene Ontology annotation, molecular function: double-stranded DNA binding. Gene Ontology annotation, biological process: regulation of DNA-templated transcription.